AUGUACCGAAGCGGGCCGCUGACCUGCAAUGACGAUGCCACAGACAGAUACCUUCCAGUUUCCAAGCCAAAGAAGAGCACCAGAGAAAUCGUAGUCAAGGAUUUCUUGACAAUGAACAAAAACAUGGAUAACGUCCGAAGGAAUUCUCCCUACCACAGUGGGACGUCGCAGUACGUUCCCCCAUCUAAGAAUAAGGACGCAGUUGUUUAUAAAAAGAUAAAUUCUCCUGUUCGACGCUCUCCAGAACAGAGAAAGCCCAAGCCAAACAUCAUAUUCAGCCCCGUGCAGCUUCCCCCAGAGCCAGAGGAGAGCAGGCGCAAACCAUUUGUCCCUCAGAUCAAUAACUCCCAGAGCCAUCUCUUGAGUCCAUCUCGUUCGAGCGCCAAGUCUCCAAUACGUGGAGUAUCCCCGUCGCGCCAAACUACAAACAGACCUGUAACCAUAACCUCCCCUAUGCGGUCUUCGCAGCAGGAAUACACGUACGAGUUGUCUGCCCCUGCUGACUUGGGGCUGAGCCGCUCUGUGAGUCAGUCACAAUAUCGCAGUCCUUCAAAAAGGGGCAAAAACUCCAUCAUCAACGUAUCCAUUCGCUCCCCUUCUAAUUCUCGCGUGGCAGCGUACAACGAGAUCCAGCGUUUGACCUUCAGUCCGAUGUCUACCAGUACUCGUUGCAGAAGUGAGAUGGACAGAGACAUAUUGUCUGAUAAUAGGGAUGCAGUAAGCACGAUCACUCGCAAGUCCACGACUAUCAAGGCUCCAAUGAGAUCAGAGCACUAUCUUCUUCCAUCUCGCAGAAAGUACCAACAAAACUACACUCUCAAUCUAAAAUAA
Molecule: messenger RNA, 831 nt
Organism: Giardia duodenalis
Lineage: Eukaryota; Fornicata; Diplomonadida; Hexamitidae
Exons: 1
Coding region: 1-831 (276 amino acids)
Source: RefSeq, a predicted model, not a curated record